Messenger RNA from Cololabis saira (Pacific saury), 3639 nucleotides. Its product is annotated as CD166 antigen homolog. NCBI's taxonomy places the organism in Eukaryota, Metazoa, Chordata, Actinopteri, Beloniformes, Belonidae. Gene Ontology annotation, molecular function: cell adhesion molecule binding. Gene Ontology annotation, cellular component: cell-cell junction. The coding region runs from base 269 to 1978 and encodes 569 amino acids. The transcript has 16 exons. Gene Ontology annotation, biological process: cell-cell adhesion. The record is from RefSeq and is a predicted model, not a curated record.
UUACCUGUUCCACCAGAAGCGACGCGAGCGCGACUUUGCGAGCACAUGCCACGUUGGUAGAAGAGACUAAACUGGGCAGAAGUGCUUCCACACCGCCGAGCCACAGCAACGAGGCGCGCCAGGACAACUUCAUUUAAUCACCCUCUAUAGCUACAUAAGAAAAAAAAACUCAAGUUUUUAUUUUUUAUUAUUAUCAUUAUUAUUUUUUUUUUAAAUCAAACCUCUUGAGUCAUACAGAGCCGACUUGGGAUCUGUGAGAGCCGCCAGGAUGCACUUGUUGUCCGCCAGCUGCGCGCACGUCCUCCUGCUGGCCGCGCUCCUCCGCCAAGUCCGUGGUUUGGAUUCUGUUAUCGGCCUAUAUGGGGAAGCUGUCGAGAUCCCCUGCAACAUUGGAGCCAUUAAAGUGGAUGACAUUCUAAUGACUAAAUGGAAAUACGACAAAGGACAGGGACUUUCAGGGGAUCUUCUGGUCAAGCAAACGAAUCAGGACGUCGUAAUCACCGCCACAGAUGAAUACAAGGGUCGCGUGAACUUGACCUCCGACUUAAGCCUACGGCUCUCUGAAGCCAAACUCACCGACGAGCGAAUUUUCACCUGCAUGGUGGUGAAAAGCGGCAACAUAGCAGAAUACCCAGUUGAUCUGAUGGUCCACAAGUCGCCUGUAGGCCUGGAGAUAUCUGACAAAGCAGAGGAGCUGGAGAUUGGCAAACUCACCAAGUUGGGAACCUGUGUUGCGCGAGAUGCUAAUCCAGCUGCAAACAUCACAUGGUUAAAGAACAGUAAACCUCUGGUGGCUGAUGGAAAAGAGGUUGUCAUCGAAGAGUCCGUGCAGGGAGACUCAGAUUCUGGCCUGUCAACCACAACAUCCACACUCAAGUACACCGCCAAGAAGGAGGACACAGAAGCCCAGUUCACCUGCAUCGCUGAGCAUCCUGUGGUUGAAAAGCUGGUGGCCCCCCCAGUAACCAUGAGCGUCACUUACUCCACAGAGAACAUCAUCCUCCAGGUCAUCCCUCAGGACGCUCUGGUAGAAGGAGACAACCUCACUCUGAAGUGUGUAGCAGAUGGAAACCCAGCUCCAACCAGCUUUAUCUUUUACCUAAAGGGACAGUUGGAGAAAGUGGAAAACGCGGACACUUUCAGCAUCAUCAACGUCUCACGCGACACCGCCGGGGAAUACAAAUGCGCUCUAAUGAACGACCCCACAAUGGAGGCGUCUAAAAAUGUCACUGUCAAUUACCUAGACGUCAAUUUAAUCCCCUCUGGGAGCAUCGUCAAGCACGCCGGCGAUGCCUUGGAUCUAGCUCUCGAGAUUGUUUCUUCUUCGAAACACAAGGUCUCCUGGACAAAGGAUGGCGUUAAACUCAACAAAGAGCCCAAGUUUAUCAAGCUGGCUUUCUCAGACGCCGGUAACUAUCAGUGCGAGGUGACGACGGGGGCGCUCAGCCGAAGAGCUGCUUUUGAGCUGGUUGUCGAAGGUGCUCCGGUUAUCAGGCAGCUGUCCAAACAUCGCAGCGAGGACGGCCAACAUAAAGUCUUAAUUUGCGAGGCUGAAGGUUCCCCAAAGCCAGCUGUUUCCUGGAGCAUCAAUGGCACUUCGCUCAAUGAAGGCUCCUUCGUCAACGGAAAGAUAACCCACAAGAUCACAGUUGUGCCGUCUGCAAACCUUACAGUGUUCUGUACGGUGUCCAACGAGUUUGGCAUCGAUACCAAAGCUAUAAAUGUGUCUUCUCUAUUUGAGGAGGUGAGAAUGGAUAAAAAAGACCAGUCGGAGGACGGUGACCAAACUAAACUAGUCGUGGGAGUUGUGGUCGGCCUCCUCGUGGCCGCUCUGGUCAUAGCCCUGGCAUACUGGGUUUACAUGAAGAAAUCCAAGCAAGGAAGCUGGAAGACUGGUGAGAAGGAGAAUGGAUCUUCUGAAGAGGAGAAAAAACUGGAGGAGAAAGUGGAGGAGAACAGCCAGAAAGCUGAGGUGUAAAGAAAGGCAGCCGUUCUUGAACUGGGGAAGUGAAAGUGAGAACAUAGAACUUUUGCACAUUUCUCUUCACCUCUGUCUUGGGGAAAUAAAAGAGUGUACAUUGGGAUGAAGACAGUUUGGAUUUGGUUUCAGGGAGACUUACAAAAAGCAUAUCCAGACAUCCCCUGCGCCCAUCAACCCCUAACCCCUCCAUUAUGAAAAAAAAGAGGAAUGGAUACUGUAUGUUAUAUACAUAACUUGUCUGCACUACUGAUUCAUGUGUAAACUUGUCUACUAUUAGAAUUCAUGUUUGUUAAAAUGGAAACUGGGAAAGUGAGAAAAAAUUCAGAUUUUUUUGUUCUGUAGUUGAUGCAAGUAAAGUUACUACUAGACCAGUUGCCUUUGCUGUAAGGAUGUGUAGGUAUGCAUUAGUCUGUGUUUGACUCCUGAAAACAAAGCAGAGACUAAAGGGACAUUGCCACCAUUGCUUUUUAGUUAGAUGCCACCGCAGUCAAAGCACCUCUGCCUUCAACAUCAGUACACAGUAGUAGUUUAUUUGUGCUUUCUUUUGUUUUUUUCAGUUUGUCGAGUUGGCGGAAAACAUUUUGAGAUUGAGGUGAAAUUCCUGAAAGGGCUUAGGGUAUAUCGGUAUACUCAGCAUUAGUUGUAGAUGGUGAUCUGAUUUUCAUGUCACAUUGCUGUAAGUAAGUGAUGUGUCACAAAGUUCUUUGGUGUUAAUAUUUUUUAUUUCUUUGAUUGUGUGUAACCAGGAGGAGAAAUGACAAUUCAUUUUGCCUGUCUUUGCCUCAGAGUACUGUACAUUUGACAUGAGCACCCUGCAACCCGAGCAGGUGGCUUUCCGGGAGAAUGUACAGCACUGUUCAAGUUGUCUUCUUGGCUGUAUUUUGGCUGCACAUGUUGUUUUACAUUAAGCUCACUGUCACACCUCUCCCAUGAAAUUGUCCUUGAGCCUGCAUUUACGAAAGAAUAGCUCAUCUGUCAAGAAUGUGAGUCAGAAAUGAUCAGAUUGUGCUCCGUCAGUGUUGAGGAACGAUUGUUAAUCCGUGGGAUCAUUUUGUAAUCAAGGACACAACGUGGAAAAGGAUUAGUGUCUCAAAGUAGCCUUCAUGAUAUGUUUGCCUUCUUUUGAAAAUCUACCUGCAACUGCUUCAGUUUGUUUAGUGCACUAGGGUUCAUGUUUCACGUCACAAUUGUGUAGAAUACGAUGGAAUAUGUGCUGCUGUACAUGUCACAAUUUUGGUCCAUUAAGAGCAUUUGCGAAAUUUAAAAAUGUAUCAAGAUCGGGAUGUAGUUGUGAAGUUUGUGAAUUUAAUUUUCUUUUUGCUAUUUAUAUUGUACUAGAUUAAAUAUCCUGGUAGGCAAAUCUAAUAAUGGUCUCAUUACUGAUAUUUUGGAUUGAAAACUAUUGAUAAAUUGCUUGCAGACCUUACAAAUAUGUAAUUAAGUUCAGCCAUCAGUAGUUUGCUCAGUGUCCGGUUGAAUAAUAUAUCCAGCAUGUUAUAAUGUCACAUCUCCAAGCAGCUUUCGUUUGUUGCCUACCUUGUGAAAAACCAUCAAAUUGGAAUAAUGACCAAAGAAAGUGAACAUUGCCAUGCAAGUAUUGUAAAUAUCGGAUGUUUGUUUUUGUACUUUUGUUUAAAAUAAAGUGUACAUUUGGAAAA